AUGCAGGAGGGCGUCAUUGCCGCCUCCACGCCCUACGGACUGCCGCUCCACUUUAGCACCAUAGCUCAGCGCUUCAAGGAGAUCGGCUAUGCAACACAUCUGUCCGGAAAGUGGCACCAGGGAAUGUUUGCCUGGAACUACCUGCCAACUAGACGAGGCUUCGACUCUUACCUGGGCUACCUCACCGGACACUCCGACUACUACAAUCGAACGGGAGGUGAUGUUGCACAUGGCUAUGACUUUCGCGAGAAUGAAAAGCGGGCCAAUUUGAGCAAGUACGAAGGCAAGUACUCGACUGACCUGUACGCAGAUCGGGUGGUUUCGCUGAUUGAGGAGCACGCCGCCGCCAAUGGUUCUGCCAAACCCUUUCUUAUCUACUUUGCCGAGCAGUCAGUCCACGGUGGCACCUUUGAGGCGGUGCAGCCGCCAAACAGAUACCGAGACAAGUUUACCUGGAUCAAGGAUCGCAAGCGGCGCAACUUUGCAGGCAUGGUCGCAGCACUGGACGAGUCCAUUGGCAAGGUCUUCAGGGCGCUCAACGAGACCGGUCAGCUAGACAAUACGAUCAUCUUCUUCAGCAAUGAUAAUGGCGGAGCCAGUGGAAACGGUCGUGGGAGCUUUAUUGACCACAGCAUCGGCUCGAAUUAUCCACUCAAAGUAAGAGUAGACGAACCAUUGUGCACUUUAGCUAACUUGAAGAUUUUUAUUUAA
Molecule: messenger RNA, 711 nt
Organism: Rhagoletis zephyria (snowberry fruit fly)
Lineage: Eukaryota; Metazoa; Arthropoda; Insecta; Diptera; Tephritidae
Source: RefSeq, a predicted model, not a curated record